Adineta steineri is the source of this 1131-nucleotide messenger RNA. Lineage: Eukaryota; Metazoa; Rotifera; Eurotatoria; Adinetida; Adinetidae. The record is from the annotation of a GenBank genome assembly.
AUGGUAUCAUCAACAAAUCAAUCGUCAAGUAAAAAGAAAACUUCACCAACAAAUGAUAAUAAUAAAAUAAAAACUGAAGCUGAAAAUGAUGAAAUUAAAAUCUUUUCAGCUUCAAGUAUUCUAAAAAAUGAACCAGAUGCUGAUAUAGAAGAUCGACUUUCACCAGUUGUUGAAGAACCUACUAGUCCGAAUAGAAUUAAUACAGUUAAUAAUAAUAUUUCUGGAUUAUAUACAUUUCCAUUUCUCUAUCCAUAUUUUAUGACUGCUGCUGCACAAGCAAAUGCUUCCAAUUUAUUAACAGUUAAUACAUCAGCAGAUGGACAUACAAAUAAUCUAUUUGGUAGUGUACCUAUGUCUUCAUUUCCAUUUCCAGGCAUGCCAUUUGCUCCUGAAAUGAUGAAUCCAUCAUUUGCACCAAAUUUCUUCAAUCCAUUUGGAGGUAUUCCAGUUUCAUCAAAUCAAUCAUCAGUACCAUCACGAAAUGUACAUAUUUCUCAUGAAAAAAUUCGCUCGAAGAAACCUCAUAUAAAAAAACCAUUAAAUGCAUUUAUGAUCUAUAUGAAAGAACAACGUGUACACAUUGUAGAAGAAUCAGCGUUAAAAGAAUCAUCAGCAAUAAAUAAAUAUCUUGGUCAAAAAUGGAAAGAAUUACCACGAUCUGAACAAGAUAAAUAUUAUGUCUUAGCAAAAGAAGAACGAAAUCGUCAUUUACAAAUGUAUCCAAAUUGGUCAGCACGUGAUAAUUAUGGAUUAAAAAAGAAACGACAAUCUGUUGUUAUAGAAAAAAAACUUCCACAAAAAAAUAAGAAUUCAGUACAAUAUGAGAAUGAUCCAAAGAAAUGUCGUGCAAGAUUUGGUUUAGAAGGUAUUAAUCAAUGGUGUAAACACUGUCGACGAAAGAAAAAAUGUACUCGAUUUCUAGAAGAUGAUCCAAUAACAACAAAUCAAAGAACAUUAUCAAAUACAGUUAGUUCACCAGAUGCUACGCAAUCUGAUAAUGAUGAUAUAUUAUCACGACAAAUUGAUUCAAUUGAAGAUGAUCAUAAUGACAGUAAUGAAGAAAAUAAACAACAAUUUCAACUUAAACCUUCAACUUUGCCAUCUUAUUUUGCACCGAAUUUUCUUUAUUAA